Eutrema salsugineum is the source of this 2013-nucleotide messenger RNA. RefSeq names its product threonylcarbamoyladenosine tRNA methylthiotransferase. Gene Ontology annotation, molecular function: tRNA (N(6)-L-threonylcarbamoyladenosine(37)-C(2))-methylthiotransferase activity; 4 iron, 4 sulfur cluster binding. Gene Ontology annotation, biological process: tRNA methylthiolation. NCBI's taxonomy places the organism in Eukaryota, Viridiplantae, Streptophyta, Magnoliopsida, Brassicales, Brassicaceae. Bases 57 to 1868 code for a protein of 603 amino acids. The record is from RefSeq and is a predicted model, not a curated record. Gene Ontology annotation, cellular component: endoplasmic reticulum. The transcript is spliced from 11 exons.
ACUCCAUUGUCGCUGCUUCUCCUCGUUAACGCGCCGCCGUGGAGAGAGAAAAUAGUAUGGAGGAUAUCGAGGAUUUGUUGGCCGGAGGAACCGGUGGUGCACCACCAGGUUUCCGAUUACCGUUGAAUGCGGUCGGGAUCAAUCCGAAGACGAUUAAGAGUAAACGUAGUAGCUCGAAACAGCAUGAAUUCACCGCUUCGAAUCGUGACUCGCUUGCUCCACCAUCUUUGAAGAUUCCCGGAACUCAGACAAUUUACAUCAAGACAUUUGGAUGUUCCCAUAACCAGAGUGACAGUGAGUAUAUGGCUGGUCAGCUUACUGCAUUUGGCUAUGCGUUGACAGAAGUCCCAGAGGAUGCUGAUCUGUGGCUCAUUAACACCUGUACUGUGAAAUCCCCUAGUCAGUCUGCAAUGUCUACUCUGAUAUCGAGGGGUCGAAGUGGGAAAAAGCCUCUUGUGAUAGCCGGAUGUGUUCCUCAGGGAAGUCGUGACCUUAAAGAACUAGAAGGCGUCAGUGUAGUUGGAGUCCAACAGAUUGAUCGUGUUGUUGAGAUUGUUGAAGAAACUCUUAAAGGCCAUGAAGUGCGGCUGCUGAAUCGGAAGACUUUGCCUGCGCUUGAUCUACCAAAGGUGCGGAAGAACAAUUUUAUCGAGAUUCUCCCCAUUAACGUUGGCUGUUUGGGUGCCUGUACUUACUGCAAGACCAAGCACGCCCGUGGUCACUUAGGAAGCUACACAGUGGACAGUCUUGUGGAGCGGGUGAGAACUGUAAUAUCUGAAGGAGUCAAGGAGAUUUGGCUGAGUAGCGAGGACACUGGAGCAUAUGGUCGUGACAUAGGAGUGAAUCUUCCAAUACUGCUUAAUGCUAUUGUUAAGGAGCUUCCUUCUGAUCGAAGCACGAUGUUAAGGAUUGGGAUGACAAAUCCUCCCUUUAUUCUUGAGCAUUUGAAAAAAAUAGCAGCUGUUUUACGCCACCCAUGUGUCUACACCUUUCUUCAUGUCCCUGUGCAAUCUGGCAGUGAUUCUGUGUUGACGGCCAUGAACAGGGAAUAUACAUCGGGUGAAUUCAGAACCGUGGUAGACACCUUAACAGAACUUGUGCCAGGAAUGCAAAUUGCUACAGACAUAAUAUGCGGCUUUCCUGGCGAAACCGAUGAGGAUUUUUCUCAAACAGUUGAGCUUAUCAAGGAUUACAAGUUUGCCCAAGUUCAUAUUUCUCAGUUUUACCCAAGACCAGGGACCCCAGCAGCAAAGAUGAAGAAGGUACAAAGUAAGAUUGUGAAGCAACGAAGCCGUGAAUUGACUUGUGUCUUCGAGGCUUUUGCACCUUACACCGGAAUGGAGGGCAAAGAAGAGAGGAUUUGGAUAACCGAAAUAGCUACUGAUGGAGUCCAUUUGGUUGGGCAUACCAAAGGAUAUAUACAAGUCUUAGUUACUGGACCAGAAAGUAUGCUUGGGACAUCAGCUAUAGCGAGGAUAACAUCUGUGGGGAGAUGGUCAGUGUUUGGGGAAGUGAUUGAGACAUUAAGCACUGCAAAGGUAGAACCACAAGCCCGAGAGGAGAAAAAACCGCCUUGUUCGUCUGAUGCUAUUACUUGCGAGACUUGCACUUGCUCUGCUGAGAGCUGUGGAGAAGAGAAAUCAGGAGACGCCUGCAACAUUUCUGGAAGUAUUACAAGACAGGAUCAAGGCAUGCUUGGAUGGUUUAUGCCAAGGAGAACGCAAGGAAAGUCAAAAGAAGAGAAGCAAGAACUCGUAUCACAUUGGGGUUUCAUUGAUAAAGCACUUGUAUGUGGAGUGUUCGUAAGCUCUCUCACCAUUCUUGUUUUGUUGAUUAGCAUCGCGUCUAGAGUUUUGCUGCAGCGGUGAAUCUCUCUCUGUGUCAGCUGUACAAGGAACUGAUGAUCUAGUUUUUUGACUUUUUUUUUUUUUUUUUGUAUUUUACCUGACUCGGAAAGAUUAUCCCGUUAUGCCUUUUGCUUUAAAUAGACACUUCUUAUUUCUGAUUUUAUAA